CUCAGGUCUCAACACAUGGCCCUCCUCCACUGGAAAGAUACACUUGCAAGACCGCCACUGCAGAUGAGCUCGUGGCAGCAAAACACCAGCCCCUGCAAUUGGACGGGCAUCAUGUGCACGGCUGUUCACCAUGGCCGCCGCAUGCCUUUGGUGGUGGCCAACAUCUCCUUGCCGGAUGCUGGAAUCCAUGGCCAGCUUGGUGAGCUCAACUUCUCGGCUCUUCCAUUCCUCACACAUAUUGACCUCAGCAACAACAGUCUCCAUGGGGCACUACCCGCCAGUAUUAUCUCCCUUUCAGCGCUUUUGAUACUUAACCUUCCCUACAACCAGCUCACAGGGGAAAUUCCUUAUGAGAUUGGUGGCCUGCGAAGUCUCAUGCAAAUUGAUCUCUCAUUUAAUAGACUCACAGGACUUAUCCCUGCAUGUCUGAGUAACCUAACAAUGUUAACUUGUCUUGCCAUUCACCAAAACAUGGUAUCAGGGCCCAUUCCUGAGGAGAUUGGAAGACUUGUCAACCUCCAAGGUCUACAGCUAAGCAACAGUGCCUUAAGUGGCAUGAUACCAAAAACACUUGGAAAUCUGACCCAACUAAAUAUUUUGUACCUGUUUGGCAAUCAGCUUUCAGGGCCUAUACCCCAUGAACUAGGCAGGCUAGUCCAUUUGCAGCGUCUUCAGCUUCAGUCAAAUGAUUUUUCAGGUCCAAUCCCAAUCUCCAUAACCAAUCUCACUAAGAUGAACCAACUUUUUCUCUUUGAAAAUAAAAUCACGGGUUCCAUCCCACAGGUAAUAGGCAGUCUCAAUAUGUUAAACCAACUUGGUCUCCAUAAAAAUCAAAUAACAGGUUCAAUACCCGUAGAACUAGGGAACCUCACUGUGCUCAAUGAACUUUUUCUCUAUACAAAUCAAAUCACAGGUUCAAUACCUUCAGAAUUGGGCAUCUUGCUGAACCUCCAGGAAUUAGACUUGUCCGAGAACCAAAUAACCGGUUCCAUUCCCCAAGAGAUUGGCAAUCUGAUGAACCUCGAAUAUUUAGGCUUGUCUAUGAACCAAAUUUUGGGAUCAAUACCAAAAACUUUUGGGAAGUUGCAAAGCAUCCAAACAGUGGAAAUAUUUAGUAACAAAUUAUCGGGUUCUCUUCCUCAAGAAUUUGGAGGUCUCAUAAGCCUUGUUGACCUUGAGGUGUCACACAACUCACUUUCAGGACAUUUACCCGCAAAUAUAUGUUCAAGUGGUAGACUCCAACAUCUCAUUGUCUCAUCUAAUAUGUUCAAUGGCCCCAUUCCAAGCAGUUUAAGGACAUGCACGAGUUUGGUUCGAAUUGACCUUCAGAGAAACCAAAUAACAGGUGAUAUACCUCAGCAUUUUGGUGUGUAUCCACAACUCAUAAAAAUGAUCUUGACAUCGAAUAGACUCUCUGGGCACAUCUCACCAAAUCUAGCUGCAAGUACCCAGCUAACGGUACUACAUCUAGCACAAAAUAACAUCACGGGUUCCAUACCUCCAAUCCUAUCUAAAUUGUCCAACCUAGUAGAACUAACACUUGAUUCUAACCAUCUCAGCAGUGACAUUCCACCAGAAAUCUGCACUCUAACUAAUCUAUAUAAAUUGAACUUAUCAGCGAACCAAUUAUCUGGAUCCAUGCCUACACAAAUAAAUGAGCUAAGCAAUCUAGAAUACCUUGAUAUAUCUGGGAACAGAUUGAGUGCAUCAAUUCCAGAGGAACUAGGGGCCUGCAAGAAACUACAGUCCUUGAAGAUCAACAAUAAUAACUUCAGUGGCAGUUUGCCAGAUGCGAUUGGAAAUUUAGCAGGCCUGCAGAUCAUGUUAGAUGUGAGCAACAAUAACCUCAGUGGUGUGCUGCCGCAUCAACUUGGGAAGUUGGAGAUGCUAGAAUUUCUGAAUUUAUCACAUAAUCAGUUCAGUGGCAGCAUUCCGUCCGUCUUUGCAAGCAUGGUUAGCCUUUCAACACUUGAUGUGUCCUACAACAACUUGGAAGGACCAGUCCCAACAGCCCAGCUACUCCAAAAUGCUUCAGCAAGUUGGUUUCUUCCCAAUAAAGGUCUGUGUGGUAACCUCUCUGGCCUGCCACCAUGUUAUUCAACCCCAGCAACUGCCCAUAAAAGGGGAAAGAUACUUGGUUUGCUUUUCCCAAUUGUUCUUGUGAUGGGUUUCAGCAUUGUUGCUACAACUGUUGUCAUAAUAAUACUUACUCGUAAGAAGAGAAAACCACAAGAAAGUGCUAGCGCUGAAGCAAGGGAGAUGUUCUCUGUUUGGAAUUUUGAUGGUAGAUUAGCAUUUGACGAUAUUGUAAGGGCAACAGAAGACUUUGAUGAUAAGUACAUCAUUGGAACAGGAGGAUACGGCAAAGUCUACAUGGCACAACUCCAAGACGGGCAGAUGGUUGCUGUGAAGAAGCUUCAUCAGACCGAAGAAGAGUUGGAUGAUGAAAGAAGAUUUCAUAGUGAAAUGGAAAUCUUAACACAGAUCCGACAACGAAGCAUUGUCAAAAUGUAUGGAUUCUGCUCCCAUCCAACGUAUAAAUUUCUCGUCUACGACUACAUUCAGCAGGGAAGCCUCCACAGGACAUUGGAGAAUGAGGAGCUAGCAAAGGAAUUGGAUUGGCACAAGAGAAUUGCUCUUGCAACUGAUGUGGCUCAAGCAAUAUCUUAUUUGCACCACGAAUGCAGUCCACCUAUAAUCCAUCGAGAUAUCACAAGCAACAACAUCUUACUUGAUACAUCCUUCAAGGGUUUUGUCUCGGAUUUCGGCACGGCAAGGAUUCUUAAACCUGAUUCAUCAAACUGGAGUGCACUAGCAGGAACGUACGGCUACAUAGCUCCUGAACUGUCGUACACAUCUGUUGCGACAGAGAAAUGUGAUGUUUAUAGCUUUGGAGUGGUUGUGUUAGAGCUAGUGAUGGGCAAGCAUCCAAGGGAUUUAUUAGAUGGUAGUCUUUCUAACGGCGAACAAUCAAUGAUGGUGAAAGAUAUUCUGGACCAACGGCCAACAACACCAAAAUCAACUGAAGAGAAUAGCUUAGCUCUGCACAUCAAGCUGGCCUUAUCUUGUUUGGAAUCUUCUCCCCAAGCAAGGCCAACCAUGCGGGAGGCAUACCAAACACUCAUCCAGCCAUCUUCUAGUUCAACUACCGUGCCUUUCAGUGCACUUACAUUACAGCAAGGGAUGCAUGUUUGACAUAAGG
This is a messenger RNA of Triticum aestivum (bread wheat), 3202 nucleotides long. Its product is annotated as probable leucine-rich repeat receptor-like protein kinase At1g35710. The transcript has 2 exons. Bases 16 to 3195 code for a protein of 1059 amino acids. The record is from RefSeq and is a predicted model, not a curated record. Gene Ontology annotation, molecular function: protein binding; protein kinase activity; ATP binding. Gene Ontology annotation, biological process: protein phosphorylation. Lineage: Eukaryota; Viridiplantae; Streptophyta; Magnoliopsida; Poales; Poaceae.